Megalops cyprinoides (Indo-Pacific tarpon) is the source of this 2632-nucleotide messenger RNA. Its product is annotated as long-chain-fatty-acid--CoA ligase ACSBG2-like. The coding region runs from base 124 to 2406 and encodes 760 amino acids. Gene Ontology annotation, molecular function: long-chain fatty acid-CoA ligase activity. Gene Ontology annotation, cellular component: endoplasmic reticulum; membrane. Lineage: Eukaryota; Metazoa; Chordata; Actinopteri; Elopiformes; Megalopidae. The record is from RefSeq and is a predicted model, not a curated record. The transcript is spliced from 15 exons.
GGGAGAGUUUGGUCAUAACCGCAUCUGCUGCCUACGGGACCUGAUCACAGGGGGGGCUUUGAGAAUCAACACAAACAGGGAAGUGGGAGAGCAUUUAGAAAAUCAACAGACCUGCUUUAAAGAAUGCACCUGACUGAGUGUGAGCCCACAGCCAUGUCUGCCGCGGUCGUGAUGGACCCCCUGGGGGGCGGUGCACACCUGCAGUCCGGCGGCGGCGCCUCGCUGGACGACGUCGCCACGGAGCCCACUGCCAUAGAGUCAUCGGGGGAGGAGUCGGCCUCCGAGAGGGAAGAGGAAGCGGUGACCCCAGAGGAGCCUGCCCCCCACCCCGUCGACACUCGCAUCACCUCUCAGAACACACACACACAGCAAGGCGAGGCACGGAGCCCAGAAUCCCUGGCCCUAGCGGCGCCUGCGUCCCAUCUGUGGACCACCAGCGGAGAGGGGACAGUUAAGCUGAGGAUGUCCGACUCCGGCCUGGCCGCGGAGCCCCCUAUCACUGUGCACCAGAUGUUCUCCAGGGCGGUGGAGAGGUUUGGGAGCCAAACAGCGCUGGCCUGGAAAGAGGGCGAGAAGUGGAGAACGCUCAACUACAAGGAGUACUAUCAGCAGUGCAGAACAGCUGCUAAGAGCUUCCUUAAGCUAGGGCUAGAGCGUUACCACGGUGUGGGCAUCCUGGGCUUCAACUCUGUCGAGUGGUUCAUCACCGACAUCGGCGCCAUCCUCGCCGGCGGGUUUGCAGUGGGCAUCUACACCACAAACUCCCCGGAGGCUUGCCAGUAUGUGGCAGAGAACUGCCAAGCCAAUAUCCUGGUGGUGGAGAACCACAAACAGCUGCAGAAGAUCCUUCAGAUUCAGGACAAGCUUCCACACUUGAAAGCCAUAAUUCAGUACAAAGAUGCACUGAAAGAAAAGAGACCAAAUGUGUUCACGUGGGCGGAGUUCAUGCAGAUGGGGAGCGAAGUGCCCGAUGCCCAGCUGGAUGACAUCAUCGCCAGCCAGAAACCCAACCAGUGCUGCACCCUGAUCUACACGUCGGGCACCACAGGGCAGCCCAAGGGUGUGAUGCUCAGCCACGACAAUCUGACCUGGACCGCCUUCUCCACCGCCCGUCACGUCGGCCUGAAGGACGCCGACGUCGCCCAGGAGGUGGUGGUCAGCUACCUGCCGCUGAGCCACAUCGCCGCGCAGAUGAUUGACAUCUGGAUAACCAUGAAGACCGGGGGCGCCACCUACUUCGCACAGCCUGACGCCCUAAAGGGUUCUCUGGCCAACACGCUGAGGGAGGUGCGGCCCACGGCCUUCAUGGGCGUGCCACGCGUGUGGGAGAAGAUGCAGGAGAAGAUGAAGUCCGUCGGCGCCAAGUCCUCCGCGGUGCGCAAGAAGGUGGCCGUGUGGGCCAAGAGCGUGGGGCUGCAGACCAACCUGAAUAAGAUGCAGAGCAGGGUGUUGGCAGGAACGCCCCUGAACUACAGGCUGGCUAAGAAGCUGGUGUUCUGUAAGGUGCGCAAGGCCUUGGGCUUAGACCGCUGCACCAAGUGCUACACAGGCGCGGCGCCCAUCACCAAGGACACGCUGGAGUUCUUCCUCAGCCUGGACAUCCCCGUUUACGAGCUGUACGGUAUGAGUGAAAGCAGCGGGCCCCACACUGUCUCCCUGCCUGAUGCCUACCGCCUCACCAGCUGUGGGAAGGUAAUCCCAGGGUGCGAGACCAAGCUCUUCAACCAGGACGAUAAGGGCGAGGGGGAGAUCUGCUUCUGGGGCCGUCAUGUCUUCAUGGGCUACCUCAACAUGCCCGAAAAGACGGAGGAGGCGCUUGACGCCGAUGGCUGGCUGCACUCUGGGGACCUGGGCAAGGUGGACCCCGAGGGAUUCCUGUUCAUCACCGGCCGCAUCAAAGAACUGAUCAUCACGGCGGGCGGAGAGAACAUUCCGCCGGUGCCCAUAGAGGAUGCGGUGAAAGAGGCCGUGCCGCUGGUCAGCAACGCCAUGCUUGUGGGAGACAAGAGGAAGUUCCUCACCAUGCUGCUCACCAUAAAGUGCCAGGUGAACGGGGAGACGGGGGCUCCGGAGGACGAGCUGACGGAGGAGGCGGUGGAGCUGUGCCAGAAGCUGGGCAGCUCGGCCAGGCGGGUGUCGGAGAUUGCCAACGGGCGGGACCGGCUGGUCGUUGCCGCCAUCCAGGAGGGCAUCAACCACGUGAACGAGCGCGCCACCUCCAACGCCCAGCGCAUCCAGAAGUGGGUCGUGCUGGAGCACGACUUCUCCAUCCCCGGGGGAGAGCUGGGUCCCACCAUGAAGCUGAAGAGGCCGGUGGUCUUGAAGAUGUAUGAGGAGCAAAUCGAGAACUUCUACAAUGACGUGGUCACUCCUACCAACGCCGACAACCCUGUGCUUACCAAAUAAGACUGUGACAAUAUCCCUCACCGCAUGUGCAAAUUCCAAAUAGGUGUUUUUUUAUUAAAUCUGUGGGUGUAGUAAAUAUGGGAGAUGUGUAAAAAUGGGUAAAUUGUCUAUUUUAAAGGUAUUUAUUAAUAAAUGGAUUAUUAUUGUAAUAAAGUGCAAUGAUAACAAAUGGGGCAUUGAAAUGUUUAUGUACAAUGCAAAACUGCAUAAGAAUCCAAAGUGAAGU